Molecule: messenger RNA, 384 nt
Organism: Penicillium lagena
Lineage: Eukaryota; Fungi; Ascomycota; Eurotiomycetes; Eurotiales; Aspergillaceae
Product: putative progesterone binding protein
Exons: 3
Coding region: 1-384 (127 amino acids)
Cellular component (GO): endomembrane system; membrane
Source: RefSeq, a predicted model, not a curated record
AUGGUCGAACACGAGCCCGAGCCCAAGCGCUUCUCCCCCAAAAUCCCUGUCCAGCUGGACCCGCCGAAAGACGACCUCAUAUCGCAAGAGGAGCUCGCCAAAUGCGACGGCACGGAUCCGAACCGUCCGACAUACGUCGCUAUCAAGGGGGUUGUCUUUGACGUGAGCCGGAACGCGGCGUAUGGUUCCUCCGGUCAAUAUCGCGUCUUCGCGGGUAAGGACCCCUCGCGCGCGCUGGCGAGCUCGUCGCUCAAACCGGAGGACUGCGUUCCCGAGUGGUAUGAUCUCGACGAUAAGGAGAAGACCGUGCUGGAUGAGUGGUUUACUUUCUUCAGCAAGCGGUAUAACAUCGUUGGCAAGGUGGAGGGCGCGAAGAAUACUUGA